GCACUGGUGGGCACAGGUGGGUGGCACUGGUGGGCACAGGUGGGUGGCACAGGUGGGUGGGCACAGGUGGGUGGCACUGCUGGGCACAGGUGGGUGGGCACAGGUGGGUGGCACUGCUGGGCACAGGUGGGUGCAUUGCUGGGCACAGGUGGGUGGCACUGCUGGGCACAGGUGGGCGGAACUUGUGUGUUGCACUGCUGGGCACCAAUCAUCAGGGCACUGAUGAUCACCGGUAAUCGGCUUUCCGUGGAAGGGACAUGUACACUGAUCAUCAGGGCACUGAUGAUCAGUGUGCCCUGAUGAUCAGUGUGGCCCCAGAAGUGCCACCUGUCAGUGCCCAUCAGUGCC
This is a messenger RNA of Staurois parvus, 348 nucleotides long. Lineage: Eukaryota; Metazoa; Chordata; Amphibia; Anura; Ranidae. The record is from the annotation of a GenBank genome assembly.